Castor canadensis (American beaver) is the source of this 1794-nucleotide messenger RNA. The record is from RefSeq and is a predicted model, not a curated record. Lineage: Eukaryota; Metazoa; Chordata; Mammalia; Rodentia; Castoridae.
UUCCCGCCCCCCGCGGGUGACUCAUGGGGAGGCCGUGACUUUAUGGAGGGGGAGGCUACCACGAGCGCGGGGCCGUCAGCCAAAACCUCACGGCGCGGGGCGGAGGAGCGCUGCGGCCGGCGAGCGGCGGCUGAGCAGGCUUUGCCCGGGCGUCCGCGGCCGGCGGCGGGAGGCAUGAGUGCAUCGCGGGGCGCAGGCCGGGCGCUGGCCGCGCUGCUGCUGGCGGCGUCCGCGUUGAGCGCCGUGUUGCUGGCCCCUGGCGGCUCUCAGGAGCCCGAUUUAGAUAAGAAAAGGCACGUGGAACUGAAGAUGGAUCAAGCUUUGCUUCUUAUCCAUAAUGAGCUACUGGGGGCAAACUUGGCUGUUUACUGGAAGUCUGGAUGCUGUUAUCAGUGCUUGUUUCAGUUUCUGGUAAAUGUUUCUCAAAGUGGAAAGCCUGGGAAGCCAAGCAUCGCAGUGGUCUCUGUCAGCACCCAGCAUGGAUCUAUCCUGCAAGUUAAUGAUACCUUAGAAAAGAAAGAAGUUUGUAGGCUUGAAUACAAAUUUGGAGAGUUUGGAAACUAUUCUCUUUUGGUUAAGCACACCUAUAAUGGAGUCAAUGAAAGUGCCUGUGACCUUGUUGUUAAUAAGAAUCCAGUCAACAGUAAUCUUCCUAUAAGUAUUGCAUUUCUUGUUGGUCUAGCACUCAUCAUUGCUAUAUCCUUCUUAAGGCUUUUGCUGAGUUUGUAUGGCUUUAAUAGUUGGAUUUCUAAGGCAAUAAAUUCUCAAGAAACUGAUCGCCUCAUCAAUUCUGAACUGGGAUCCCUAAGCAGAGCAGACCCUCUCAGUGCUGAUUACCAACCAGAAACACAACACCUGUCUGCCUCACUGCACCGCCUUCGCUCCGUGGACACAUUCAGGGGGAUAGCUCUCAUCCUCAUGGUCUUUGUUAAUUAUGGAGGAGGAAAAUAUUGGUACUUCAAACAUUCAAGUUGGAAUGGUAAGCUAUUUCCUAAAGCUAGCAUUGCUCAUAGUUCCAUUUAGAGAACUGCAUAUCAAGAGGCUCACUCAACACUCCCUCUAGAAGCUCCAUGGCUUUGGUCAUCCUCUUCUAGCCACUGAGUCCCUGCCCCCAUGGAAUGACCUUUAGCCCAUUUUGUGAGCCCUUUAGUUUAGUUCUUCCUCUUGUAUGCUGUGGAUCUAUAAUGUGUACAUGUAGAGUGCUUCACUAUAAUAACAUGAGACUCUGAGGAGUUCUAUGAGAUUGUGGGAUUCAACAGAAGAUGUAAAGAAUUUGGUUUUAAAUGAUCCUUGUUAUUGUGUGCAUAUGAACGUCACCAUAUUUCUUGCAGAUUCUGUGUUCUGAAACUUACAGACAUUCUUGGGAUGCCAUAGAACUGGGAUUGGGCUGAAUAGUGCUGAAUAAUAGCUAUAAAUCUUGCUUGGUAGUUGGUUUAAGAGUAGAUUUUGUAGGAUUCAGAAGAAUCAUGUUGAAUACUUAAAUGUUAACAGACCAUUAGAAAUUCUAGUAGUAUUUUGCUCUGGUCAGAUCAUAUCUGUAGAGGACUGGGGAAGGCUUCAGAAAAGGGGCUGUCUGUGAUUGUGUUUCACCACUGGUGUCCAGCUCUAUGUAUUGAUUACUGGUGAGGAGUUAUGUUGUGGGUUUGCAGAUAAGGAAGCUUCACUAUUCAGACCUUGAGUCCAGAUGUUUACACCUGACCACUAUGUUUAAGUGUUUAUUUAAAACAAAAGUGAUAGUAGGUAUAGGUAAGAACUUUCUCAAUGAAACCCCAGCAGCACAGCAACUAAGAGAUA